This is a messenger RNA of Spea bombifrons (plains spadefoot toad), 1841 nucleotides long. RefSeq names its product RRAD and GEM like GTPase 2 (gene REM2). The coding region runs from base 137 to 1105 and encodes 322 amino acids. Gene Ontology annotation, biological process: negative regulation of high voltage-gated calcium channel activity. The transcript is spliced from 5 exons. Gene Ontology annotation, cellular component: plasma membrane. Lineage: Eukaryota; Metazoa; Chordata; Amphibia; Anura; Pelobatidae. Gene Ontology annotation, molecular function: calcium channel regulator activity; GTPase activity; GTP binding. The record is from RefSeq and is a predicted model, not a curated record.
CACAGGGGUCACCAGCAGAUGCAGGCGCUGUGACGGGGGGGGCACCCAAGCUAGCCAGAGAGAGGUGGGUACAGGCAGAAGACAGUGGGGACAUUUGGCAAUAUAGUGUUUGACAAAGGCAUACAAAGUGGAUUGUAUGGGGGGUGCAGAGAGGUGGCAGCUGGGGGGAUCACUGGAUACUCCGCCACUCAACCCCUGGAGCUCCGGUCUGGAUCGACACCGUACCAUGACACUAAAUAAGAGAGAAAAGUUGGCCGGGAUGCGGAAGCACUGGGGAAGCCUUCCUCUACCUCUAGAGCCACGUCGGCGUGGCAGUAUGCCACUACCGUACAAACACCAACUUCGGCGUGCACAAGCUGUGGACGAACUGGACUGGCCAAGUGUCCAUUCUGGAUCAUCAGACUCUGUAAGGUCCACAGACAGUAUCUCCGAGCCUGGGGUCUACAAGGUGAUGCUUCUCGGUGAGAGUGGAGUGGGAAAGACAACUCUGGCUGGAAUAUUUGGUGGAGUGGAGGAUUCAUACCCCCAUGAGACAGACCACUCAGAAGACACAUAUGAGCGGAAUAUGUUUGUUGAUGGAGAGAAGACAACUCUAAUUGUAUAUGACAUCUGGGACCAGUCUGUUUCACAGAGCUGGAUGCAGGAUAGCUGUCUACAGAUGGGCGAUGCAUUUCUUCUCAUCUUCUCAGUGACAGAUCGAAGUAGUUUCCAGCGACUCCCUGGCCUUCUACUCCAGUUGCGUACAGCUCGUCCAAAUCAUCGCAUCCCAGUUAUCCUUGUUGGCAAUAAGGGAGACCUGGCUCGUUCCAGGGAAGUCAACGUGGAAGAGGGACGUUCCCUAGCUAACAUGCUCAACUGCAAAUAUACAGAAACUUCAGCAGCUCUCCAUCACAAUACACAGGAGUUGCUUGAAGGAGUGGUGAGGCAAAUCCGCCUGCGCAGAGAGGAAGGGGAACACGUGCCCCAACCAGCUACCCUCCUUCCACCAGGACGCAGGGAAAGUAUGACCAAGAGGGCCCGACGACUUCUUCAUGGGCUGAUGGGGAAGCACCGUGGCUUCUUCAAGCAACGGUCAAAGUCCUGCCAUGAUCUUUCUGUUCUGUGACCAUCCUAAUAACAUACAUUGAAGAAGUUAGACUGGCCAUAUGUCCUUAGAAAAGCCAGUGUGAACUGAAGCCUAGACUGACCAUGUUAACCUGGGGGCUAUUAACUGAGUGGGCUAUAGUUCAAAUCAUUGAACCACGUUCUUAAUAAGGGACCUUUAUAGGUACAGACAAAACAUCUAAUCUAACUAAACAUAAUUAUAGGGGGGAGAAAAAACACUUUCUGACUACUUAAUAGAGUCCCCUGGGUGGCAUCUGGUCACAAAAUAGGGGUAGCUCUGUCACAGGACAUGUGAUCCAAAGAUCACGCAUUAAUCCCAGGAAUUCCAGGUCUGGGCCUGGGUUAAUUUUAACACCACAGGUACCAACCAGUUGCCUUUUAAAACAACCAUUAACCCAUUCCUCAUUACUGCAAAUAAGUAAUGCUUUGUUUAUGUCUUAUGCUUAACACUGUAUAUACACAAGUGCUCUAAAGUUAAAAGGGAUUGGAUAGGAUUUAAUAUAGAGAAUAAGGCAGGCAUGAGUGUAUACAUUUUGGGCAGCCAAUCUUGCCAACCAUGGCACCAUGCGCAUACCGUGUGCUGUGAAUAGUCACCAAAAAUAAACAACAAGGCUGUUGGAUUUAGGCUGAUGAGGAAACGAUUUGCUAUGUGCACCCUGCACCUGUAGACUGUUUUUUUUUUGUGAAGCUCAAAUUGUGUUUCUAUAUGACAUUUUCUUGGAAUAAAAUGGAAUAAU